Molecule: messenger RNA, 564 nt
Organism: Colletotrichum abscissum
Lineage: Eukaryota; Fungi; Ascomycota; Sordariomycetes; Glomerellales; Glomerellaceae
Exons: 3
Coding region: 1-564 (187 amino acids)
Source: RefSeq, a predicted model, not a curated record
AUGGUGGCGUCAACACUGACGGGCAGCUCCCUCUACGAGAGGCGCGUUGUCGAGCGCGUCCACCGCUACCAAUGGCCCGGCAUUCAGCUCAACCUCUGGAUCCUCGUCAUGCUUGUGGCCGCCUGCCUCAUCAUCGGCGUUUUUGCGUCCUUUAUCGAGACGCAGCAGCAACUGCUUCUGCCCAUACCCUGGUACUUUCCCUACUACAUCACCGUCGCAUGCCUCGUAAUCCUCUUCAUCGGCCUCCUCCUCUGGCUAGUCUUCCAGCGUCGUCUCCUCCCAGCCAUUGUUAUGAUCGGCGCCUUCAUCCUCUUCAUACUAUGGUUCGUCGGUCUUGUUGUCGUGAGCAUUCAGCUCUGGGGACCCGACGGGUCCGUCUCUAGCACGUGUAACCUCGCCGUGUUUAACCGGAGCCCGACGGGGCAGAGUCUAGACACCCUCGCUUGGCUGGAACAGAGGAGUAUAUGCCAAGCGUGGCAGGCGGUGUUUUCAUUUGCGCUGGUUGGUGCCAUCUUCCUGCUUUGGAUCAUGGUCAUGGCCUACCAAGUGUUUGCCAGCUCGUGA